Durusdinium trenchii is the source of this 975-nucleotide messenger RNA. The record is from the annotation of a GenBank genome assembly. NCBI's taxonomy places the organism in Eukaryota, Dinophyceae, Suessiales, Symbiodiniaceae.
GAGAGUUUCACGCAAGGAGCCAAAGGUCCCAAAGGCGCCAAAGGCCCUCCGAAAGGUGCAGCUGUUUAAGUGCAAAGUCUUGGCGGUCCGAGUGAUGUUUUAAGUUUCAAGUGAAGAGUCAGAUUUUGGCGUCCUCAUGAACACUUGAAAGAUUAGAUUCUUACUUUUUGACAUUCUUGGCAAAACCGAACAGAUAUCAGACAGUUUCUUGCAAAAACUGAAGCCGUUUGGUAGAGAUUAUGCAGUUCAAACUGCAAAUGGCGAACUAACUGCAAGGAGCUGGCAAGGGCGGAACGAAAGCUGCCCCAGAUCGCGGCGAGACGAUCACUGGGGCCAACUUGGAGGAGGAGGUGUCCAAGUGGAUCGUAGCCGUCUCAGGCGAAGAGCGAGGAGAAGAGCCCUUUGCGAAGUGGCUGAAGGAUGGGAAGAUCCUUUGCAAGGUCGUCAACACCAUCCAACCAGGCAUCAUCGGCAACGUGAACUCUUCAAAGAUGCCCUUCAAACAGAUGGAGAACGUCACUGCCUUCAUCCAGGCCUGCCGAAAGCUGGGCGUCUUGGAGAAGGACGUCUUCUCCACGGUGGAUCUCUUCGAGGCGAAGAAUAUCACCUCAGUGCAGAGGUGUAUCUUCAACUUGGGCUCGGUGAUCCGGCGCACGGCCCCCGAGUUCCCAGGACCGUUUCUGGGUGUGGCGCAGAAUGCCAAAGUGGGAGACUCCAAGCGUCAGAGCCAGGUUCUCACGCAGUACACAGGCCUUCGCCAGGACGUCCAGGAGGAGCUGCGCACCGGGCACAACGUCCGCGUGGCGGGGCAACCGCCCUGAAAGGCCGUCCAGGCAGCCUCGAGAGGAGCAGCCGGGAGAGCGAGCCAGUGAGACUGUGGUCGAUUGCCCACUGCGACAAAGUCGAAGCGGUGGAGCACUUCGUACCCUGUAGAUCGAUUGAUACCUUUCCUCGGCAACAAGUCAUGGAAGCGCG